Cherax quadricarinatus is the source of this 1614-nucleotide messenger RNA. The record is from RefSeq and is a predicted model, not a curated record. Lineage: Eukaryota; Metazoa; Arthropoda; Malacostraca; Decapoda; Parastacidae.
AAUAUAUAAUAAUAAUAAGAACCAAGAAACUAGUUAAUGUUUGUUGACAAACAUAAGAGGCGCCUGACUCGAGUGUUCCAGUACAACACGACAAUUAUUUAUCUUUAUUACUCUCUUCUUCAACCACAUUAUGACUUCAACCAAGUUAUUUAGUUUUUAAUGCAGUGAUCUACACGAGUGACUUUUUUUAUGGAAUAUCCGGCAGAAUUGAGCGUGAGCAACAGCAGCAGCAAGUUGAUGGGCUGCGCCUCCUAGCAUAAGUGAACAAUUAAGAAGAAUUAGUGUGAGUCUUGGUAGGCCUAGGAGGAGAUAUGCCAGGUGUGAAGAGAGUGCCAGACAAUGAAAGGGACGACCACGAGAGUGAAAAAAAGAUGGAGGACCAAGAUUCUGACAGUGAUCAUAGUUCACUGGACGAGUCUAUAUCAUCUGAUGGCACUGAGUCUGAUGAUUCCUCAGAAUUGGACGAGGAGGAAUGUGAUAGACGGCGAGGGGAAUAUCUCACAGAUCUCUCAGAUUUGGAACGGCAAUUUUCUUUGCUCAGAGAACAACUGUACCGUGAACGAGUUACUCAAGUUGAAGCUAAGUUGGAUGAAGUGCGAGUGGGAGAAGCUACAGAGUAUCUUAUGCCACUGGAGGAGCUUCAGGAAGCUCUGCGUGUCAGGUUGGAAGUGGCUUGUAUCCUUCGUCAGUUACGCCUCCAGAACAUCAGUAAUAAACAUGAAGCUGAACUUCUGGCCUCUAAACAAAACUUUGAGAAUGAGAAAGUGAUGCUGUGGGAUGCAAUUGAAGGUGAACUGGAGGAUAGGAUACGUCGUCUUGAGGAAGAUCGCAACAACGUUGAUGUCACCAGUCAGGUGUGGGCAGAACAGAAUCUACAUAGAAAGAGACGAAGACAUAGACAGGGUUCAAAUAGCUCUACUGAUCGCAAGAAAAAAAAGCCCACUACUGUUGCUGGUCCCUAUAUUGUUUACAUGUUACGGGAACCAGAUAUUGUUGAUGACUGGACCACAAUCAAGAAGGCUCUGACAGCAUCGAAACGAAAAAGUAAAUUUGGGAAAAUCACUUCUCCUCGUCAUUAUUCAGAAGCAGUUUCCCUCUAAGUUUCAGUUACCCAUGGUUUACUGUGGCCCAAAAAUACCUCAAUUUUGCACAAAGCAUAAAAAUAGAGAAGCUGGCAGUUCUUCAAAGACUAAGAGAAGCCGUGAAGGGCUUCCCAUCAAUGAAAAAGUGAUAAUUCUUCACUUAUUGUGGAUAAUUUAUCAAUUAAACUUUAUAAUAGGUAUGUAUAGGACUUGUAUAUAGGGUUUUCUACUAUCUACUGUUUGGGUAUCCACAGCACAUCCUUGGAAUGUAUCCCUCAUGGAUAUGGGGGUCUUACUGUAUUUGGCUUUCACCUAUAUCUAUACUGUAUCGAAUUGUCCAAGUUUUUUUCCUCAUCAUGAAACAGCAGUUUGUUUUAAGACAUGGGUUUAAAAACAAUAACCUGUUGUCUGGUUAAGCUCCUGCUGGCCUACCAUAGCUAUUGUGGCUUUCAGUUUAUUUCUGUAAGACUAUUUUUGAAACUAACCAUAGAAUUUUGUUCAAAAUAUACACAAUAAAUUUCCCAUUGUCUAA